Messenger RNA from Sturnus vulgaris (Common starling), 2646 nucleotides. The record is from RefSeq and is a predicted model, not a curated record. NCBI's taxonomy places the organism in Eukaryota, Metazoa, Chordata, Aves, Passeriformes, Sturnidae.
CAUGGCUGCGUGCGGCUGUAACGCGCUCCUGGCCGCGGCCAGGGCCAGUUUCAGGGGCUCCCAUCUCCUGGCGCACUCCAGCCCUCUGUACUCUCCAGCCGUCGCUCUUGUCCAGCUGGUGGAUUCCCAGUUAACCCGGACUUCAAGAGACUCCAGAGCCCACCCCUGGCCACGCCAUGCCUGCCUGGGCGCUGCCCUGCCUCGCUCACCUGCCCACACCUUGCACACCAGCCCACGGCAGCAGCUCCCACGUGAAUCCCUGCCCAGCCAAAAUACCAGAAACCAGGGAGCUAAACCUGCUAAGAUUCUGACAAAGCAGGUCAUAGAGGCUCCUGGGGGAAAAAAGUCCUUGCGACAAAGAGCUGUGGAUGAGCUGAAGUAUUACUACCAUGGAUUCCACCUGCUCUGGACUGACACCAAGGUGGCUGCCAGGAUGGUGUGGAGGCUGCUCCACGGGCAGGUGCUCACCAGGAGGGAGAGGCGAAGGCUGCUGAGAACUUGUGCAGAUCUCUUCCGCCUGGUUCCCUUCCUGGUGUUUGUCAUUGUCCCCUUCAUGGAGUUUCUGUUACCUGUGUUCCUGAAGCUCUUCCCUCAAAUGCUGCCCUCGACGUUUGAGACGGAGUCAAAAAAGGAAGAAAAGCUGAAGAAGAAGUUAAAUGCAAGGCUGGAGUUAGCCAAGUUCCUGCGGGAGACCAUUGCAGAGAUGGCCAAAAGGAACAAAGCAGACACAGGACAAGGGAAGCAAUUCUCCUCUUACCUGCAUGAGAUCCGCCCCAGCGGCCACCAGCCCAGCACGCAGGAGAUCGUGCGUUUCUCCAAGCUCUUCGAGGACGAGCUGACCCUGGAGCACCUGGAGAGGCCCCAGCUGGUGGCUCUGUGCAAGCUGCUGGAGCUGCAGCCCCUGGGCACCAACAACCUGCUGCGCUUCCAGCUGCUGCUGCGGCUGCGCAGCAUCAAGGCCGAUGACGAGAUGAUUGCCAAGGAGGGGGUCAGUGGCCUGAGCGUGUCAGAGCUGCAGAGCGCCUGCAGGGCCAGAGGAAUGCGGUCACUGGGGCUCACUGAGGAGCAGCUGAAGGAGCAGCUUGGGCAGUGGCUGGAUCUGCAUUUGAAGGAGAACGUUCCUUCUUCUCUCCUCCUGCUUUCCCGUGCCUUGUACUUAAUAGACCUGAAGCCACAAUCUGUUCCCAUUCCACAGAGCAAGACAGGUGAAGCUGCAGGAGUGAUGACAUCUGUGCUUGAAGGUCAGGAGACCCUCCUGGAUCCUGCCCCUGUUGUACAGGGAAGAAAGAAUGAAGAAUUUGUGUCCCAGCCAACAGAGAAAUUGCCAUUCUCAGAAGCGUCAGUGAAGCCUCCCCCACGAGAGACCAAAAUGGAAGCAUCCCAGAGCAGCAAGGCUGGUGCCAAUGGAGCCUAAGCUGGAGGCAGCACUGGGAGGAAGCAGCUUCCAUCUCCACACUCCUGCAAAGGGAACAGGGGUUUCCCAGGAGGCUGCUCUACACAACAAGGCAGUAGCCCUCAGGAGCCUCUCUCUCUGUCCCAAGCUUGUUAGCAACUAGCACUGCUGUCUGGAUGGCCCCAGACAUCUCUUUUGUGCUGGAUCCUUGCCCUGCUACUUUUAACUUAUGGUGUAAAUAUGUUAAUAAUGGUGCUGCUGUCUGUGCUGUUCCUGAGCAGGUGUUUGUGCUUAGCAAAGGCAGCUUUUCAUGUCAGAGCAGGCUGGGCUGGGGGUCCAGCAAAGCCUGUUCUGAGUGUUAAAUCCUCUGCAGGAACAUCCCCCCCACUCCCAGGGCCAGCAGCUUGUCCUGGGUGUCACAGCUCAGGCUCUUGGUCCUGGUUAGGGUAUUGUAACCAAUGACCAGCCCACAAGGACCCACUGGCCACAGUUUUACUGAGGAGGGUAAGCACAGGGAAGGAGCUGUGGCAGAACAGAUCAGGACUUCAGGCCUUGCUGGACAGGAGACAGAGCUCUCCCACAGAGCAGUGACAGGAACAGCCUCCACCUGGGAGUGUUGCUUCCCCAGUGAGAGCUGUGCAGGUGCCACACACUGUGACAGAAUCAGACUUGCACUUUCAGGAUCCCCCUGGGCCACAUGAGGAGCAGCCAGGGACCUGCACACUUUUCCCAAGCGUGGAGAUUUGGUUAAUCCUUCCCAGGCUCAGAAUACACUCCAGGUGCUCUCCAUACUUCACAAAGUGACUCCUCACACGCUCUAGUGAUGACUCAGUUUUUGCCAGAGUUUCAGAGGAUACUGAAAAGCUGUUUUUAGCAUUUGUUAAAUUUUUUACUCUGUCCUAUGUAAAUGCUGAGAAAUGACUUACAUUAUGGAUUUUAAAUACGUAUAUUUAUACUUACUGUAAAAUUAGAUUUGGUGCUAAGUAGGAAUGAAAUGUCUCUUCCAGAGGUCAGACAGCUUUUAGAACAACCCGACUGAAAGCCAGUUCUCCAAGGUCAGGUGUGAGCAGCACUUUAAACCUGAGGCCCCAGGCUCCUACAGCAACACAGAGCCAGCUGUCAGGAGUUCUGUGUCCUUAGCUCUGUACCUGAACCUCUCCUUGUUCACCCAGCCCACCUGCAGUGCUGGACCUGUGUCUAAUAAAUGGGAGCAAAUGUUAUUUCAAUAAAAUAACACCUUUGCUGUGGAGUCA